AUGGAGGAAGGGAGGAAAUUUCCUGGAGAAGAAGAUUGCAUUGAUGUUGAUUCAAAGGAUGAUGAUGAAUCCACCAGUCAGAAGAAGGCUAAGAAGCGCAGCGCCCCUAGUACCGGCAAGAUCGCCAAGAGUGAGGCCCCCGUCAAGAAGGUUGCCGCAUGCGCCGAUUGCUGGGAAGCUGCAGCUACCGAGAAAGCCGGGAAGGGCGAUGGGUCGUACUGCAAGAUCAACCGGACCAAGGGCCACAACCUUCAGGAGUGCUAUCAGGUCGAACAGAAAGGAAAAAAAUCCCUCACACCAAAUCUGGAUCGGGUCAACCGAACCCCGACUCCGAGCGCCAUCAUCUACCACCUUCCCCGGCCGCCGCACCUCCGGCCACCAUCCCCCGACCGCCGCGCCUCCGCCCGUCUUCCCCGGCCGCCGCGCCCCCGACCAUCUUCCCCCGGCCGCUGCGCCUCCGGCUACCCUCCUCGGCCACCGCGCCUCUGGCCUCCUCCCUCCGCCGUGCCGCGCCUCCGUCCACCUCCCUCCGUCGCCGCCGCGCCUCCGGCCACCUUCCCCCAGUCGUCGCGCCUCCGGCCUCCUUCCCUCCACCAGCAUCGCUCCUCCGUCCACCUCCCUCCACCGCCACCCCUCGGGCCACCUCCCUCCGCCACCAUUCAGCCUCCGGCCACCUCCCUCCGCCGCCAUUCAGCCUUCGGCCACCUCCCUCCGCCACCACCCGCCUCGAGCCACUUCCCUCCUGGCUGCACGCCCCGCGAAGAAGACCCGCCGUUCGCCACCUACUGCUGGCCCAGCUCCUGGAGCCACUACAUCAGCGCACGCAUGUUCAGUUUCGGUGAAAAAAGGAGCUCCCCUUUGAGUUCAAAUGGGUUCAAAAAAUGGGUCCAGUCCCAUAUAUCUUUUAACCAGGUUCAUGGUGAAGCCCAGGGUGCUCGUCGGCUAUCACAAGAAGCAGACCAUCGAGAAGGAGCUGGGCGACAUGGAGCUCGUUGACGAUGAAGGAUGUGAAGCUUCACCACCAUUCACAACUCCAGUAUGGUCCAGUUCGUCAUGAGGAUCUGGAGCUUCAACUUUUUUAGUUCAUCUUUCAUAUGCUUUUUAGUACAUCUACUUCCUCAUCAUGGAAGAAGGAAAUCAGUCCAACAGGCGCAUCUAAAGUGACAUGUCGUGCACCGCCCACUCGUCCUCAAGCUGCUCGUUGUGUCAUGCCGGCUUGCCAUCAACCAUAGUUGUGGCUCAACCCCCACGGUGCUUCCCCUCUAUUGUUGCCCUUACCAUGCUCUCCUGCGUAUUGGCGGCCUCGACGAGCUGACUAUGGUUGCUGCUCCUGCAUGCUGCAGUACGCCGCUGAGCUGGUCACCAUUUAUAUUUUUGUUUUAAAUUCAUUUGUGUUCUUGUUGUCAGGUCGCCUGCAAACUUGUUAUCGUUGUUAGUUCAUGUGUGUUCUUGUUGUUAGGUCCUGUGCAACUUUGUUAUCAGUUCAUGUGUAUUGUGCUUCUUUUGUCGCUUCAUUAGUACAUAUCCACCUACAGCCCGUUCAA
Molecule: messenger RNA, 1544 nt
Organism: Triticum dicoccoides
Lineage: Eukaryota; Viridiplantae; Streptophyta; Magnoliopsida; Poales; Poaceae
Product: pollen-specific leucine-rich repeat extensin-like protein 1
Exons: 7
Coding region: 1-996 (331 amino acids)
Source: RefSeq, a predicted model, not a curated record